CUUUGGGAACUUUGCUUUGACCCUCUGGGCUCAAGCGACUUCUUCCUCUGUAAACGCCCAAAAGCCCUAAGCCGCACCAAAACCUGCUGCUAUCCCUCUCGUGAGGCAUCAUGGCGGAAGGAACGGACGAGCAAAUCUCCGCCGUCGAAUCCUCACCAAACAUGGCCUCUCUUUGUCUAGAUUCUUCCUUUUCGGCUCCAGCAACGGCCCCGUUAACGUUGGAAGAGAAGUACGCGCUGGUGAGGAGCGUGGCAGAGGAAUGCAUACAGGAAGACGAACUCAGAAACCUCCUCGAGAAAAAACAGAAUCCGAUCUGCUACGAUGGGUUUGAACCAUCAGGGAGGAUGCAUAUUGCCCAGGGUGUCUUGAAGACGAUCAAUGUGAACAAGCUGACAUCUGCUGGGUGCACUGUAAAAAUAUGGAUUGCAGAUUGGUUUGCACAGCUGAACAAUAAAAUGGGGGGUGAUCUGAAGAAAAUCCAAACAGUUGGUCGUUAUCUUAUUGAGAUUUGGAAAGCUGUUGGGAUGAAUCUUGACAGGGUUGAGUUUCUGUGGUCUUCUGAUGAAAUUAAUAGCCGAGCACAUGAAUAUUGGCCUCUUGUAAUGGACAUAGCUCGACGAAAUACACUGCCACGGAUAAUAAGGUGCAGUCAGAUUAUGGGUCGAAGUGAGCAAGAUGAGUUGACUGCAGCUCAGAUAUUUUAUCCAUGCAUGCAGUGUGCAGACAUAUUCUUCCUGAAGGCUGACAUCUGUCAGUUAGGCAUGGACCAGCGGAAAGUGAAUGUGCUCGCAAGAGAGUACUGUGAUGACAUCAAAAGAAAAAACAAGCCCAUUAUUCUGUCACAUCACAUGCUGCCUGGAUUACAGCAGGGGCAGGAGAAGAUGUCAAAAAGCGAUCCAUCUUCUUCCAUUUUCAUGGAGGAUGAGGAGGCUGAAGUGAAUUUGAAGAUAAAGAAAGCUUACUGCCCACCAAAGAUUGUGGAAGGAAACCCAUGUCUAGAGUACAUUAAGUACAUCAUUUUCCCAUGGUUUGGUAAAUUUGAGGUUACACGAAAUACAGAAAAUGGUGGAGACAAGACAUUCAAUAACAUGGAUGAACUAAUUGCAGACUAUGAAAGCGGGGCAUUGCAUCCAGCUGAUGUAAAACCAGCUCUCGCGAAAUCAAUAAAUCACAUAUUGCAGCCUGUCCGCGAUCACUUCAAAAACAAUAGUGGUGCCAGAGAACUUUUUAGAACUGUAAAGAAUUACAGAGUUACCAGGUGAUUGCUCAAAGAGACUGCUGGAUGGAUUGCCCACAGAUCAGACGUAUUCCUAUAUUUGAAUCCCCAAAAAGGCAUCCCAAUAUAAUAUUAGUAGGCAUUCUCAUAUUUUAGAAUCUUCAGAUUUCAUUUUUUCACCCAAAUGCUUAAACUCGUAAAAACUAAGUAGCUUUUUUGAUCUUGCUAUUUGAUUCUUGUGCCUGUAUCAUCUGAUAUUUUGAGGUUGGCAAGUAGAGCACAACAUGAUUGGUGGAAAUGAAGAUUUAGCAAUGCUGUUAUGUGGGACAGCGAUGAGCUUUAUACCCCUCUGUGCUUUUAAUAUUCAGUGAGAAGAGCAGACAUAAUCGAUAUAUGCUUGUCUGGUCAGUAAAUUUUCAUCUGCUAAUAAUUGAUGGCUACUACAUUGUGUGCUUAGAUUUUAAAUCAUGUAACAGAUGCUUUCUGAUGGUCCUGGGACUCAAAUUGCAAAAGCUCAAUACCUCUCCGUUGUGUUUGCCCGAGUCUCAUAGCAAGCAUUCGGCUCUUUGUUGGAAUGCUUGUAAUCAGAACCCUACUUAAAGUGCUUGCACAUACUGCAUGAUGAUACAUCGAAGUGCAAUGUAUUCUGUUUAACCAAAAAGCAACCCUACGAUAAGGGUAUGGAAUGAAGGAAUAUGGGCCUAUGGCUAAAUAUUGCAUGAUUUAAAUGCUUGAAAUCUUGUAUCCAGCUUGCCCAAUGUAUUGUUAUACAUCUAUGUACGUGAUUUUUCUUCGAUAGUGGCUUAUAACACUGUAUGUCUAGAACGUGGUUUUAGCACAUGUUGGGUUGGAUAACCAUUACAUUUUCCUACAUUAAUACAUAAAUAAUAUACAGUGUUUGUGC
Molecule: messenger RNA, 2120 nt
Organism: Elaeis guineensis (African oil palm)
Lineage: Eukaryota; Viridiplantae; Streptophyta; Magnoliopsida; Arecales; Arecaceae
Product: tyrosine--tRNA ligase 1, cytoplasmic
Biological process (GO): tyrosyl-tRNA aminoacylation
Cellular component (GO): cytoplasm
Molecular function (GO): ATP binding; tyrosine-tRNA ligase activity
Source: RefSeq, a predicted model, not a curated record